GUUUUCUACUUUAAUUAACUACCCUUUGCUUCGUUGUAGGCGUACAAAAGCCUCUUCAAGGAGGUCUACAACACUGCAAUUUUAAGCCUAUCAAUCAUUGUCAGUUGCGCGAAUUUCUUGAGCAAACGAUCGGCAUUACAAACAGAUUGAUAUGUGUACAUAGUGAUCUAACUGGUUUAGGUAAUGUAGUACGGAUGCUCUUUCCUUUAAGCGCGAUUUGCUUUACCCCACUGCUAGGAAAUGAACAACGCUCAAAUAGCAAAUGAAAUGAAGGGUUUCGGCAUGACUGUUUUGAUACUAAAGCUCGAACGGAUUACCUUUUAAUAUCGGUACACUUUUCAUAGUGUAUAUAUAAUUUUACAGAUUGACGCCCUUACAGGAAGUGUUUUGUGACUGAGUUACGGUAUAUACAGUCUCACAAAGCAAAGUAUUAGACGUCUUUGAAUGGCGGCCUAAUCACAGCCUAGAAAUUUUGGAAAAAAAGUAAGGAGGAAGGGUUUGGUUAGGGCAAAGAGAAUCCUUUCAGCGUAAUUUUUGCUAUAUGCCAUGUUAUCAAUAGUUACACAGUUAGGAAAUCGUUAUAGGAUUUUGAGCUGUCUCCACGCCUAUUUAUCACUUUGUUUUCAAACGAAGAUGAAAAGAGGUAAAUUGUCUUUCUUUACUUUCAACCAUAGCUACGCGAUCUGGUUCGAUUGCAUUAACUUCUUUAGUAUACUAAUGGCGUAAAAAAGCUUACAUUAGUCCAACAACUUUUUUCACUUUAUCUUGCAAUAAGUCCAAAAUUUGCCAUAGGAUUUCGGGGUUGUCUCGUCGUCUUUACGCUUAUCAACUUAGACAAGAAUAAAGAAGCAGAGAGAAGUAACGAAAGUAUCAAAUCUUCUUAUAAAUUGCAAAAAUCACUCGGUAAUCUUCUAGAUUUAGGCGAUUCGAUUAGAAAAAGGCGGGGUUCAUAUAACUCAUGUCUAUAAAGGCUAUUAUGUAAAACCAGGGCUUUCACUAUGUGAGAGAGAGCUGCUAAGUAAGCCCAUCUUCUUCGCUAAGUCAGCACGUUACUUACUGUGUGAAAUGAGAAUUGCUAGCACGUUAAAAUCCUCUUUCUAUCCGCAGAGAGCUGAAGUAGAGACAAGAAGCAACAUCCUCUCUCACCUUUGUCACCAAGGCUAGCUUUCAGAGGGACUUUCCUAAACCAUCUUCAAUAAAACCUCAAACUUACUUUAAAGAUCAUGGAGUCAGAUUUGAGUUCUUCUUCAUUUUCUAUUGAUAACAUACUGAAACCCGACAAAUGCGAUUCUACACAAGAACCUCGCUCUGCAGACCGAGCAUUAACGUUAGCAGAACGUCUGGCAGGUGAGCCGCGAAAAGUUUUGUCUCUGACCCCUCCUCGCAGCGUUAUGAAAGAGAAAAUUUCUUUCAAUUAAAUUUCCCUCAGAAUAUUCAUAAUCGUUUUUGUAACUUAAUUUCAAAGUAACUUAGAUAUAUUGACAAGAACUUGAGACCCUUUAGUAAAGGGAAGGCCCUAAGAGGAAAAUUCUUUGCAUUCGCUGUUUCUUUAUAUGUUCUUAAAAUAUUUUAUGCUUAAGCAAAGGCAAAGAGAACCUUGGCCAAGAGCUGUUUACGAGGAAUCGGAAGCCAUGUGUUUCCGCGCUGACACAAAAUAAGUCUCCAACUCAUUCCUACGGCCAAUUCAGCUACAUUGGAGUCUGAAAUCCCUACUGCACAGAGUCCACCUCAACCCACCUUUUAGGGACUAACUCAUUAACAAGUAGAGAAAUGUAGAAGCUCAUGAAAUGCUUUAAGUAACAUAAAAAGGCCAGUUUCAGUUUUAUUUCCCAAUUAGUAACAGGUGAAGCCAGGAGUGUACGUUUGAAAUUUGAUUGUUUUUUUGAUGGUCUUCUCUCGAUAUUAAACAUGCCAGUUCAGCACAAGUUCAUUUUUCUUCCAGAUAUAAUACUUGAGGUACAUUAUGGUUCAUCCAGAGGGAAACAUCGGCGAACACGCACCGCCUUCACCCACCAACAACUACAGAUACUGGAAAACACUUUCUCAAAGACGCAUUAUCCGGAUGUAGUGAUGCGGGAGCAGUUAGCGGCCUACAUUAACAUUCCAGAAUCACGAAUUCAGGUGAGGCCUGAGUCGCAAUGGACACUUUAGGAAUCUUCCACAGGGAUUUACCGCCUGAUUCUCCAAAUCCCCACCCGUUUCCAAGCUAAAGCACGCCAUCUUACAUACUUGUUUUCUGACCUGGCCUAUUAAAUCCCUUCCUGUUUUCAGACCUGAAAUUUGAUGGCUGCACGCGAUUUGAUGACUCGUUGCUUUAUUAUAAAGCAAGAUCAAUAAAGCCAAAUCACGACACUGAUUUGUUCUGGGAAUCUUUGAAAAUAGGAAAAAAAAAAACCCUAAGCAAAACUUUUCACCUCGGUGGAUUUAGGAGUCAAGAGUAAAACGAGCAGAAAGACAGGAGUAGAACCUUUAAUGUUAGUUCGUCAGAGCCAACAUAUACCAAAGAGGCAGCAAUAAACCAAAAGGGAAAAAAGUCUGUUAAAGGAUGGAGAUUAUUAACUCGGAUUAAAAUUGACGGACUUAAACAAUUUGGACUGAAGUGUUAAGAGGUACUCACCGUGACGUGGCUCUUCAGUAGUUGCUGUCACACCUUUUGGUAACCCGUUUGCCUCUUUGGCUUCAAAUUGAAAAGCGAUAAAUCAAUUUCCUCGAAUCUAGCUGAUUUUCAGAAUGAACUUAUCGACACGUCUUUUUGGUCCCACUUUUCACUGGCACCGAAACCAUUCAAUUUUGACAAUACGUCGCUGGUUAUAGAAACCUUUCUCCAAACUUGAAAAUUGACGCAUAUUGGCGGCAUAAGUGAUCCCUCACACGGCAUGCUAUACGAAACGAUGUAAGGCCUACUAACGAGACAUUCUCCCUAUAUCCCCCACAAAUAGCAUUCCUUUGCACAAGAUCAUUGCUUAUGCGCAUGAAAUGCGUUGAAAAGCUGACAUUUGCGUUGUAGGUAUGGUUCAAAAACCGACGAGCCAAGUACAGGAAACAGAUGAAAGACGGAGAGGAGCUAACAACGAGUGAAAUGGAAAAUAAAGCCCUGGAGAAUCAUUUCAACAGCCAUGAUGCGCCAUGGAACCCGCAACAUUUUUACACAACCAACAGUCUGCCCUUCGGUCCGGGAAGUGCUGUUUCACCCCACAGCAACUUCGCACCAUACUCCUGGUCUGCCGUUCCUUUGUACGCUUCCAGCCCAUGUGGUUGCUUACCAUCGUAUUCAGAUAAUCAAAGGAGAUCCUCCUGGUCGUGCACGGCAUGUUACGAAAAUACAGAUGUAAAAGGCCACUUACAAUGAGCAUGAUUUGUUUGAAAUAAGUCAUAAACGUUAAAAUAAUGUAAGAGAGAUUCAAACUCAAUAGUUAAACGAUGUUCCCAAUAUCAUCACUAGAUUUCGUCAUUCCUAUCGUUUUUAUAUUUUCCUUUUUUUGGCUGAACAAAACUUGGAAAUUACAGAAAAUAGCUACGCUUAAAAGUCGUUUCAUUCGUGUAUUUUGUAACUGUAAUUGUUUGUCAACAGCCAAUUGUACAUAUGUCGAACUGUGACGUAAAAUGAAAGGUCUUCCUGCCAAGGAAAAUAAGGAUAUUUCGGGUGACGUGAACAUGUCAAAUAUAUAAACAGGUUAUGUAUAAUGAAGUAUUCCAUUUAUUUCUCUUAAGUCAGGGAUCAAGGUUACAUUUGGAUAAAAUGCUAUUACGUAGAAAAUAUCAUAAAAUUGAGUAACUAAGGAAAAAAUGUGUAUAAGUUAUAUAUGUUUACCAUAAUAACAUAGGUUUCCUAUUUUAAGUUAACAAUUGUGACAGCUGAUAUACGGAAAACUCAUCCUAGAAUAAAAAUAUAUCAUAAAAAUGUGAUAAUUCUUCCAGCUUUGUUCUAAUUCAGCUUAAAAUAGAUGAAAGUCUGGUUCAGGGAUUAAACUAAAAGAUAGUUCGGGUUCUUAUAGAAAGUAAAGGAGCCGACAAAGAACUAUGACACUGCAGACAUGAUAUUUUCCUCACUUUCCGGAUUUUAGGUAAUUACAGGGUCAACCACAUCAACGCGGUUUGUUGUUAUAGAUUGCUAAUACAGAGGCGGUGUAGAAAUUCCAUUCGAAAACUUAGUUUGUCCUAUUUCUCUGGAGUUAAAACAUGUCAACAGUUGUUGGAUGGUGUUUUAAGUCAAUAAGUGAAAUUUCGAUUGGAGUUUAGACCUUAUUUUCGCUAUUCUGGCCCCAAAUGUUAGCGAAGAAAACUAUGAAUAAAAUCUUUGAGCAAUCGUGACAGUAAAUACCAUAAUAAAAAUCCAGUUACAGCUACGUCAUGGCUAAUGCAUCUUAAGAAAUUAUCGUCAGUUAUGCUAAUCUUCGCCAUUCUUAAUCAUAUUUUUCAUGUUCAGUUGAUUCCUACACCGUUUUGGUGUUUGAAUAGUUAUUCAAACUGUUACUUAAGGUUUUCGUCUUUUUCAAAACAAUUAAUUUUUUUAACGUGAAAGUGAUAAUGCCUAUCAAAGGACCAAAUUUAAAUGAAACACAAACCGAG
This is a messenger RNA of Pocillopora meandrina, 4569 nucleotides long. The record is from the annotation of a GenBank genome assembly. Lineage: Eukaryota; Metazoa; Cnidaria; Anthozoa; Scleractinia; Pocilloporidae.